This is a messenger RNA of Closterium sp. Naga37s-1, 576 nucleotides long. Lineage: Eukaryota; Viridiplantae; Streptophyta; Zygnematophyceae; Desmidiales; Closteriaceae. The record is from the annotation of a GenBank genome assembly.
AUGAAGAAUUUCCGCAAGGUCGCCUACAACUUCAAGAUGACGCUCGUCUGCGGCUUCAUCACCUUCCUCGUCUUCCGCGGCACCUUCGGCGCCGGCAAGUUCGGCACGCCGUUUCAGGAUGCCGAGAUUCUCAACCGCGAGCUCCGGUCCUUCCAAGAGAAGGGCCUCCUCAAGUCGCGGGAGAGCCAGCUGCUCUUCCUGCAGGACAAGAUGACGGACCGCAAUUCGCCGUACCGCGCCGGGCCCAACAUCACAGACUGGGACGAGCAGCGCGCGGAGCACAUAGCCUUGAAUCCCGGGUGCAACUCCACCAGUGACGGGCGGCCACGUGUCAUGAUCGUGUCGACUUCCCAGCCGAAGCCGUGCGAGCACAGCGUGGGCGACCACUUCCAGCUCUUGUUCCUUAAAUCGAAGCUGGACUAUGCGCGGUGGGCCUCAGCACCCGGAAGCUUCCUCCUGCGCAACAACCAGUGGUCGCUGGAUCUGCUCGCCAAGUGGGCCGCCAUGGGCGCGAGGGGCAGAGCCAGGGAGGAGGCGGGCAGAGUGCUGACGGCGCAGCUCAAGGUGAGCUUCUAA